AGUGGCUAUAAAAGCGCCGAGCUGAUCUCAGCUGAACAUCACAAACCAAUUGGCCAUCCACCAAGUGACAAACCCAAAAACCCCAAAAAUUAUCAACAUGUUCAAAUUCGCUGCUAUCUUCUUCGCUGUUGUGGCUGUGGCUUCUGCCAAGCCCGGAAUUGUGGCUCCUCUGGCGGCUGCUCCUCUGGCCUACACCGCCCCGGCUGUGGUCGGCAGUGCCGCCUACGUGGCUCCCUACGCCUCCAGCUACACCGCCCACACUGUAGCCCACAGCGCCGCCUUCCCCGCCGCCUACACCGCUCCCAUUGCCGCUGCCGCCUACACCGCUCCCAUCGCUGCCCCCAUCGCCGCUGCUUACACCGCCCCAGUUGCUGCCGCCUACACCGCUCCGGUGGCCCGCCUUGCCGCUUACACCUCCCCCCUGGCCUACAGUGCGCCGUACGUUGCCCGUCCGUACGUUGCCGCCGCUGCCGCUCCCCUUCUGCUGAAGAAGUAAAUCAAUGGACUCUGAACUCAAUGGAAAAUAAUGCCCCAUGAACUUGGAUCAUGGUCUGGCUUUUAUUAUCCUUAUCCCCUGCUUGUGAUUUUUUAUAUGAAUUAAAAAUUUAAAAACAA
This is a messenger RNA of Drosophila ananassae, 615 nucleotides long. RefSeq names its product vitelline membrane protein Vm26Ab. The record is from RefSeq and is a predicted model, not a curated record. NCBI's taxonomy places the organism in Eukaryota, Metazoa, Arthropoda, Insecta, Diptera, Drosophilidae. The transcript is spliced from 2 exons. Bases 98 to 496 code for a protein of 132 amino acids.